CGCGCUUUAACCAUGUUCCAUGUUGUAAUGUCAUUUGUGGUGAUUUCAUCGGUUCUUGUGGCCGGUGGACCACCUAAGAAAAUUCCCCCCGCCACUACCGUAACCCUUUCCACCAGUCAAUUCAACAAAACCGAACACCAGGAUCGCGUCAGAAACAUCCUGCUGUACAGUCCGGUGCAGGUUUUUGCCCCCAAAUUCCGGAUCGUCUCGGCAACGCAGGAACAGGUCGUUGGCACCGUUCACUACCGCUACCGGGUCGUGUUCGCGGACGAUCCCCGCCAGAGACCGUGCGAGCUGGCGUCGUCCGAACCUCCGCGGAAGAUGCGCAAGUUGAUGCUCGAACAGCCAGUGGUUUCGUACACGUGUUCGUACAACCCUGGGAAGAAUGUUCUACCGGGGGUACACUGUCUCGGCUGUCCGGAGGUGCUGUCCCGCGAGGAACUUGCAAAGAACGUUCACGAGGGCAGAGUUGAGCGGAUCUUGCAGUCGGAGGGCAUCGAGGAUUAUAGCGACUUGACAAUCAUCGGCGGAGUCAGUGAGGCAGGUGCUGGAACCAAGUACAAGUACAACGUGGAGUUCGUCGUGGGUCCGAUAGCGUGCGCAUUGACAGCUCAAGAAAAUUCUCGUCUGACAGAUCCGGCCGAGCGUCGCCAGUAUUCGUCUCUUUGCAGCAAGAUACCCAUGUCGUACUAGUUCCCUGA
Messenger RNA from Culex pipiens pallens (northern house mosquito), 701 nucleotides. RefSeq lists its product as uncharacterized. The record is from RefSeq and is a predicted model, not a curated record. Lineage: Eukaryota; Metazoa; Arthropoda; Insecta; Diptera; Culicidae. The coding region runs from base 13 to 693 and encodes 226 amino acids. The transcript has 2 exons.